Messenger RNA from Papaver somniferum (opium poppy), 1368 nucleotides. RefSeq names its product protein MEI2-like 1. Gene Ontology annotation, molecular function: nucleic acid binding. The transcript is spliced from 5 exons. The record is from RefSeq and is a predicted model, not a curated record. The coding region runs from base 1 to 1368 and encodes 455 amino acids. Lineage: Eukaryota; Viridiplantae; Streptophyta; Magnoliopsida; Ranunculales; Papaveraceae.
AUGGCUGCUGAGCUGAACCCAAAUGCUCAAGAAUACUACCCAUCAUCUUUUCUUCCCCCAACAACUCAUCAUCUGAUUCAUCUUCCUUGCUAUGAAAUUAGUAGUUAUAGCAACAUCUUGCGUUAUCCUCCUCUCCCUCCUUCAAUCAGUUGCAAUCCUGCUUACUUCUUCACUUCUCCUGAUACCAGUACUCCUGCCUACCCCUAUGAACUUCCUCCUCCCUCAAAUCCAAAUGUUUUUCCAGCUGAUUUUUUGGUUGGAUACUAUACUACCACUCAACAUACCAGUGCGCACCCUUACUGCCCAAAGUACUACCCAAAUGUUAACUUCAGUGAUAUGGGUCUCGAUUAUUAUCAUCACUCGCAGCAAACAAGGAUCCCACCACCAUCACUACCACUAGUAUCGUCAUAUUCAUCAUCACCAGUCAUGAAUCAGAUUAGGGUUUUAGAGGAACUAAACAAUACUGAUGAAACUGAUUAUCAUCAUCAGCAAGCAAUAACAGUUGCAGCAAUAGCUUCUGAUUAUGAUGAUCUGGUGGGAAAUAAGGAGAGCUAUGAGAAAAAACAAUCAUCUCCCAUUUCUUUAUCUCCUCCUUAUGAACAGGGGAGUGGUAGUAGCAGCAGCAGCAGAAAAAUCUGGAAUAAGGGUUUCAACGGUAAGCCGGCGGAAAGUAUUUUUUAUCGGAAAAACAAUAACUCGCUGGGAAGCACUGCUCAUCAACAUCAUUAUCCAGGUAUGAAGAAUUACAAUAGAAAGUCAAAAUCACCUUUUAUGAUGUAUUCCAUGGUCAAGAAUCGCGAAGAUGAUGAAGUUGAACCGGUUCAACAGAACAGCAACAAGACAACCGGUAUCCGAAAGGUUUUGCCUCUUUUAAAUUCUGGGAAAAUGUUGAUUGAAUUCUUGGACAAACAUUGCCAAUCUGAAAACGAAAAGGCUAAGUUGUCAUCAACCGACAAAGAAAGUCUACUAACACUUCUAUCAGCUUAUGAUUUUGUAUAUCUCCCCAUUGAUUUCUGUACUGAUGCGAACAAGGGAUACGCGUUUGUGAACUUCACAAACCCAACUGCAGCAUGGAAAUUGAACUCUUUCUUAAACAAAUAUGAGUGGAAUGUCUUGAACACUAAGAAGAUUGCUCGUGUUACAUACGCGAGACGUCAGGGCAAGGAAGAACUAGUGAAUUACUUCGAGGGCACCGAGUUUUAUUGUGAUUCUGAUGAAUUGCUACCUAUUUGCUUUGUACCGUACCGAGAUGGGUGUGAGAAGGAGAUGGUUAAACAAAGUAUUGUGGGGAAAUGUAUUGGCUAUCGCAAAGAGUGCUAUCACCACUGGUGUCGUUGCCAUUCAGCUCGAAACCAGAAAAAUGUCUAG